Dovyalis caffra is the source of this 414-nucleotide messenger RNA. NCBI's taxonomy places the organism in Eukaryota, Viridiplantae, Streptophyta, Magnoliopsida, Malpighiales, Salicaceae. The record is from the annotation of a GenBank genome assembly.
AUGUCUGGAAUCGACAAACCCUCUGGUGUUUCUGGUAGUGCUGGUGCGGGGAGAGCUCCUGCAAGUGGUUCCACUGGUCUUGGCUCUGGCUCAGCAGCAGCAAAAGAUGGGACCAUGAAAGCUCCCGGCCAAGAUAUUCGCAUAUCCAGGGAGGGUUUUGAGAAAAACCCUGCUGGAUAUUUUCAAGAAUUGCACAAGAAGCAAAAGAAAAUAUCUGGAAUCAACAACCCUUCUGGUGUUUCUGGUGGAGCUGGUGCAGGAAAAGCUCCUGCAAGUGGUUCUACUGGUCUUGGCUCUGGCUCAGGAGCAGCAAAAGAUGGGACCAUGAAGGCUCCAGGCCAAGACGUUCGCAUUCCCAGGGAGGCUUUUGAGAAGAACGCUGCUGGAUAUUUUCAACAAUUGCACAAAAAGUAG